AUGACUUCUAACUGCUACGGCUCCCGCCUCAGUGGGCGGGUUUCAAAGGCCAAGGCUGCCUCCCAGUGCCUCUCGGCCAACCUGGCUCAUGCCAACCGAGUCCGUGUGGGGUCAACGCCCCUGGGCCGACCCAGCCUCUGUCUGCCGCCCAGCUGUAACGCUGCUUGCCUCUUGCCUGGGUCCUGCCACAUUCCAGGCAACAUUGGAAGCUGUGGGUCCUGUGGUGAAGGCACCCUGAACGGUCAUGAGAAGGAGACGAUGCAGUUCCUGAAUGAUCGCCUGGCCAACUAUCUGCAGAAGGUGCGGCAGCUGGAGCAGGACAACGCGGAGCUGGAGACCAAGAUCCGAGAGUUCAGCAAAUGCCAGGAACCCUAUGUGUGCCCAGACUACCAGUCCCAUUUCCGGACCAUUGAGGAGCUCCAGCAGAAGAUCCUGUGCAUCAAAUCUGAGAACAACAGGCUGGUCGUGCAAAUAGACAAUGCCAAGCUGGCUGCAGACGACUUCAGAACCAAGUAUGAGACAGAGCACUCACUCUGCCAACUGGUGGAAGCUGAUAUCUGCGGCCUGCGCAGGGCCCUGGAUGACUUCACCCUUGCCAAGUGUGACCUGGAGGCCCAGCUGGAGUCCCUGAAGGAAGAGCUCCUCUGUCUCAAGAAGAAUCACGAGCAGGAAGUCCACACUUUGAGGUGUCAGCUGGGAGACAGGCUCCGGAUUGAGCUGGACACUGAGCCCCCUGUGGACCUGAAUAGGGUGCUGGGGGAGAUGCGGUGCCAGUAUGAGGCCAUGGUGGAGACCAAUCGCCAGGAUGUGGAGCAGUGGUUCCAAGCUCAGUCUGAAGGCAUCAGCCUGCAGGCCAUGUCCUGCUCUGAGGAGCUACAGUGUUGCCAGUCAGAGAUCCUGGAGCUGAGAUGCUCGGUGAACGCCUUGGAGAUUGAACUCCAGGCUCAGCACGGCCUGAAAAACUGCCUGCAGAACUCUCUGUGUGAAUCUGAGGCCCGCUACAGCACUGAGCUGGCCCAGAUGCAGGGUCUGAUCAGGAAUGUGGAGGAGCAGCUCGCUGAGAUCCGGGCUGACCUGGAGCGGCAGAACCAGGAGUACCAGGUGCUGCUGGAUGUCCGGGCCCGGCUGGAGGGUGAGAUCACCACGUACCGAGACCUUCUGGAGAGCGAGGACUGCAAGCUUCCCUGUAACCCAUGUGCGACCCCAGCCUCCAAUACCCCCUACCCAGCCCCUGCGGCCUGCACCCCAUGUCCUCCCUGCCUCUCCAGGCCUCCUCGGGCCUCUCGGUGUCCUGGGUCCUCUAUUUUAUCUCGUCUGUUGCCUCCUGGUCUCCUGGAGAUGUGGCAGGCAUCUCGUAUCAUUUUGCUAAUAAACUUCACUUCUGCAGCAGAAUGA
This is a messenger RNA of Chrysochloris asiatica (Cape golden mole), 1395 nucleotides long. RefSeq names its product keratin, type I cuticular Ha7-like. The coding region runs from base 1 to 1395 and encodes 464 amino acids. The transcript has 8 exons. The record is from RefSeq and is a predicted model, not a curated record. NCBI's taxonomy places the organism in Eukaryota, Metazoa, Chordata, Mammalia, Afrosoricida, Chrysochloridae. Gene Ontology annotation, molecular function: structural molecule activity.